CAUCCACCGCAGGCCGCAGAGAGAUGACCGCAGCGAGAUGCUACUCCGGGUCGCAGCGAGAUGUGCUUGAUCUGGACCGGGCAACACUUUCUUAACUGGGCCGCAGGUCAGCUGUUUAUACGGGCCGGAUCUGGACCAAAGGAAAUUUGCUGACUGGGAAAGGCUCCUCCACCGACAUGAGCGAGGACGCAUAUAUCCUCCUCCUCGCUACAAAUCUUCCAUCGACAAGUGCUUAUUACCAAACAAUUUUGUAAAUAAAGACGCGCCCCCUCCGCCGCCGCGUAGAGGACAAAACGGUUCAUAUAUGAAGAGAGGAAUUAAAGGAAAAAACAGCUUGCUAAGGGUUUCGCAGUCCUGCCAGAGGAGGGGCAUAUGGUGCUUUGUAGCAAUGCAGAUCCCGUGCUGCUGAUGCGCUUUUGUUACUGCAUAAUGGAUAACCAAGGAUAUCACCACAUCUCAAGGGAUUGCUUUAAACUUCUUUGGUGACUUCUUUUGUUAAAACGUGUCGUUUCAAAGAGAAGCUGAUAUCUGGAGGAGGAAAAGGAAUACGGCUGGGUUAUAGCAUACACGUCAAAUCCACCGGCCAGGGCAGGGUCGACGGUAGCAAGUUCUCUUUAAUGCAUCUACGGACUGCAAAUGCGUAAUGUCGUGGAGUGGUAUGGACGCACCGGUGAGAAAAGAAACAUGACUGAUCGCCUUAAGAUCGACGAUCUUUGUCUACCUUGAGCCUUUAACUUGUUCCUUUUAAGGAGAUUGCAAGCCGGUUGCCCCUUUGCAGCUGUGGGAGCAAAUAUUGACCAGACUCUGAGACAUCAGCACCGUUUGAAACCAUGUCUGGAGAAGUGCGUUUGAAGAAGCUGGAGAAGCUGAUUUUAGACGGCCCAUCUCAGUCCAACAGCCAGUGCUUCAGCGUGGAGACCUUGUUGGAUAUUCUCGUUUGUCUUUACGAUGAGUGCAACAAUUCUCCCCUAAGAAGAGAGAAGAAUGUUCUGGAGUUCCUGGAAUGGGCGAAACCUUUCACAUCCAAGGUAAAACAGAUGCGCUUGCAUAAAGAAGAUUUUGAGAUCUUGAAGGUGAUUGGAAGGGGUGCUUUUGGUGAGGUUGCAGUAGUUAAGGUGAAAAAUACAGACAAAGUGUUUGCCAUGAAGAUCCUCAACAAAUGGGAGAUGCUCAAGAGGGCUGAGACGGCUUGUUUUAGGGAGGAGCGGGACGUGCUGGUGAACGGGGACAGCCAGUGGAUCACAACGUUACACUUUGCUUUUCAGGAUGAUAACAAUUUGUACCUGGUGAUGGACUACUAUGUAGGUGGUGAUCUGUUGACUCUUCUCAGUAAGUUUGAAGAUCGUUUGCCUGAAGACAUGGCCAAGUUUUAUCUGGCUGAGAUGGUCCUGGCUAUUGACUCGGUGCAUCAGCUACAUUAUGUUCACAGGGAUAUUAAGCCAGACAAUAUCCUGAUGGACAUGAACGGUCACAUCCGAUUGGCGGACUUUGGCUCCUGUCUCAAACUCAUGGAAGAUGGAACAAUCCAGUCCUCUGUGGCAGUGGGAACUCCAGACUACAUCUCUCCAGAGAUCCUGCAGGCUAUGGAAGAUGGGAAGGGAAAAUACGGACCGGAGUGUGACUGGUGGUCUCUUGGUGUUUGCAUGUAUGAGAUGCUGUACGGCGAGACGCCCUUCUAUGCCGAGUCUCUGGUGGAGACCUAUGGCAAGAUCAUGAACCACAAGUCAUCUCAACCUAACAAUGAGGAGCGCUUCCAGUUUCCACUUCAAAUGGCAGAUGUGUCAGAAGAUGCUAAAGAUCUCAUCCGGCGGCUCAUCUGCAGUAGAGAACACCGGCUGGGUCAGAAUGGUAUCGAGGACUUUAAACAGCACCCGUUUUUCGCGGGACUCGACUGGGACAACAUCCGCAACUACGAAGCCCCUUACAUCCCUGAAGUCAGCAGCCCCACGGACACCUCUAACUUUGACGUGGAUGAUGAUUGCCUCAAAAAUUGCGAGACGUUGCCUCCGCCUUCUCACACAGCGUUUUCUGGACACCACCUCCCAUUUGUGGGCUUCACUUACACAAGCAAAUGCACACUUUCAGACCGAGGUUGUCUGCGGGAGUCCAUUGGACCUGCACAGGUAGAUGCCGAUCUUCAGAAAAGUCUUGAGGAGAGCCUGGCCUCCGAGGCCUACGAGAGGAGGAUCAGACGUCUCGAACAGGAGAAAACCGAACUUGCCCGAAAACUCCAAGAGUCCACUCAAACAGUGCAGGCACUACAGUACGCUGAUUCAGACGCCCCUGUGAAUGCUAAUAAAGAGGUCGAGAUCCAGAGUUUAAAGAGUGAGAUUGUCUUUCUGAAAAAGCAGUUAGCAGACUCUGGUCAGGCAGAGGAGCAGUUGGAGGAAGCCACCUCAGCCCGUAAAGAUCUCGAAGACUCAUCUAAGGUCAUCAAAAGUUUGGAGAAACAGCUCAAGGGUGUCACGCAAGAGAAAGACGAUCUGCACAAGGAGACGCUCCAGUUGGCAGAGAAGCUGAAGGCUCAGGCGAAAGAGCUGAAGGACGCUCACAGUCAGAAGAAGAUGGCCAUGGAGGAGUUCUCCGAGCUCAACGAACGGCUGAGCGACCUGCGCUCGCAAAAACAGCGGCUAAGCCGCCAGUUGCGGGACAAAGAGGAGGAGAUGGAGGGAGUCUCACAGAAACUGGAGGCCCUGCGGCUGGAUACCCGCAAGGCUGAGAGAAUGCGUAAAGAGUUGGAAGCCCAGGUUGAGGAGAACACAGCUGAAGCUCAAAAGGAGAGGAAGCUACGAGAGAGAACCGAACAAUACAGCAAACAGCUAGAAGAAGAGCUGGAUGGCAUGAAGCCAUUGAAACAGGCCGGGCCCACCAGUGCAGCAGCAGGCUCGGACCACCAGCCGGAGUUCAUCCGCAUCCGGACGGAGCUGGAGAAGAAGAUUGUGCAGUACGAGGAGGAGUUAAGUCGCCGGGAGACGCACCACAGCGGUGAGCUGAAGGCCCUGAAGAAGGAGCUCCGUGACGCUGAAGGCCAACACCUUACGCUCCAGAAAGAGAUUCUCAUGCUUAAAGACAAACUGGAGAAAACUCGCAGAGAAAGCCAAACUGAACGUGAAGAGUUUGAGACGGAGUAUAAACAGAAGAACGAAAGAGAGCGAGCCCAUUUUACGGAAGAGAAAAAUAAGCUUACCACUGAGGUGGAGAAGUUGAACUCUACGCAUGAGGAGCUGAGGAGUAGCCACAAGCAGUUGGAGGAGGAGAUGAGAGAACUGACUGAUAAACAGGAGAGUGUCGCCCACUGGGAGGCCCAGAUCACUGAGAUCAUCCAGUGGGUGAGUGAUGAGAAAGAUGCUCGCGGGUACCUUCAAGCUCUGGCCACAAAAAUGACAGAAGAACUUGAAGGGCUAAGGAACACCAGCCUGGGAGCCAGAGGAACGGACAUGCCAUGGAAGAUGAGGCGCUUCGCUAAGCUGGACAUGUCUGCGCGUCUGGAGCUGCAAUCUGCGCUGGAUGCCGAGAUCAGAGCCAAACAGAACAUCCAGGAGGAGCUAAACAAAGUCAAAGCGUGCAACAUUUCCACCGAAUGCAAAUUGCAAGAAUCUGAUAAUAAGAACCAGGAGCUGACGGCUGAAAUUGAAAGGCUGAGGAAAGACAUAGAGGAGCUGAGGACAAGGAGAGGUGUCAAGCAUCAAGAUUCCCAGAAUUCCUUCUUGGCGUUCCUCAAUGCGCCCACGUCUGCUUUGGAUCAGUUUGAUGACUCAUUUUCAUCCUCUUCAUCUUCUUUAGUUGAUUAUUGGGAUGAUCGAUCACCUUCUUUCGGUCCAGGACACAAAACCAGACGCCUUGAUUCUGCAGAGUUCACACCCUCCAACACUCCAUCACGAGAUGAAGAUUCAAGAUCUCGUCACAUAUCACGCUCUCGGUCCCCAUCCACCGUUAGUGACAUGGAGCCUAUUGAGCUGAUGGACCCCACAACACGUGGUCUUCAGACUCCAACAGGCAGAUCAUAUGGAAGUCUGGGACAUUCGUCACCUAAGCCCAAGGCACAUCAGUUUAGUGUGAAGUCCUUCACUGUUCCCACCAAAUGUAACCAGUGCACAUCUCUGAUGGUGGGGCUUAUCCGACAGGGCUGCACAUGUGAAGUCUGCAACUUCUCCUGUCAUGUCACCUGUGCUGAUAAAGCGCCCUCUGUAUGCCCCGUCCCACCGGAUCAAACCAGGGGCAAACUGGGCAUUGACACGCAGAGGGGCAUUGGCACUGCGUACGAGGGGCAUCUAAGGGUGCCCAAGCCUACGGGCGUGAAAAAGGGUUGGCAGAGAGUCUGGGCAGUGGUGUGUGACUUUAAACUCUUCCUGUAUGAGCUGGGCGAAGGGAAAGGUGCCCAGCCUGGUGUUAUAGUUAACCAGGUCAUCGACAUGAGAGAUGAAGAGUUUUCAGCGAGCUCUGUUCUGGAGUCUGAUGUCAUCCAUGCUAACAAGAAAGACAUUCCCUGCAUCCUCAGGGUAACAGCAUCACAAAUGUCCGCCACCUCGGGUCGGAAGAUGUGCAUCCUGAUGCUGGCCGACCACGAGCAGGACAGGACAAAAUGGGUGUCUGCUCUGAACGAACUCCAUCGCAUCCUGAAGAAAAACAAACUAAAGGAGCGUUUUGUCUACGUGCCUAAAGAAGCCUAUGACAGCACGCUGCCUCUCAUCAAAACCACCCAAAGUGCUGCUAUUAUAGAUCAUGAACGGGUUGCUUUGGGCAACGAGGAGGGCCUGUUUGUCAUCCAUGUCACCAAAGAUGAAAUCAUCCGUGUGGGUGACGUGAAGAAAGUUCAGCACAUAGAACUGAUGCCCGCAGAGCAGCUGGUGGCCGUGAUCUCCGGGAGGAACCGUCAAGUUUGUCUGGUGCCCAUGAUGGCUCUCGAGGGGCGGGAGGUAGACAAGAACAAGGUGGCGGACACAAAAAACUGUCAGGCGCUGGUGUCGGGUGUGGUGCGCAACAGCACUUGUUUCUGCCUUGUAAUUAAACGACAGAUCUCCUGCUUCGAGAUAAACAAGAGCAAGUCUCGCCACUGCCAUCUGGUGGACAUACAAGCUCCAGGAGCAGUUCAAUGGAUGGGACUGUUAAGUCAGCGCUUGUGUGUUGGCUACCCGUCUGGUUUUAUGCGCUACAGUUUGUAUGGGGAAUCCCCUCCGGUCAGCUUACUCCACCCAGAUGACCCCACGCUGGCCUUUAUAAGGACAGACAGCCUUGACGCGAUUUGUGCGGUGGAAAUCUCCAAUAAAGAAAUGCUGCUCUGCUUCAGCAAGAUCGCAGUGUAUGUGGACACACAGGGCAGACGUUCACGCCAGCAAGAGCUAAUGUGGCCUGCGACGCCCACCGCCUGCUGCUACAACGCCCCCUACCUGUCAGUUUACAGUGAAAAUGCAGUGGACGUGUUUGACGUGAAUACAACCGAGUGGAUUCAGUCCAUUUCUCUGAAAAAGGUGCGGCCUCUGAACACGGAUGGCUCUUUGAAUCUGUUGGGCUUAGAGACGUUCAGACUUAUGUACUUCAGAAACAAGACUGCAGAAGGGGACGAGCUGGUGGUGCCUGAAGUGUGUGACAACAGCAGGAAGCAGAUGGUUCGCAGCAUGAGCAACAAGAGACGCUUCUCAUUUCGCAUUCCUGAGGAGGAGAGACUGCAGCAGAGAAGAGAGAUGCUGAGAGACCCAGAGAAGAGAAACAAGCUGAUCUCAAACCCUACGAAUUUUAACCACGUGGCUCAUAUGGGUCCCGGAGACGGAAUGCAGAUCCUUAGAGAUCUUCCCAUGAAUGUCCGUGCCCAGGACAACCGAGCUGGAUUCAGCGGAUCCGUCAGCAUCCCCUCCAUCACCAAGAACCGGGCUGAACCUGGGAGAUCCAUGAGUGCAAGCAGCGGUCUAGGGAUGCGGUCCGCCUCUCAAAAUGGCAGCGCUCUAAGGAGGGAGCUGUCGGGCAGUAGCUACAGCUCUAAGCGGCAGACCAUGACAUCACCGUCCGAGAGCUCGCUGUCAUCGGGCGGGGGCAUGGACGCGGGCGAAGCUCCGCUUUCUCAGUUUGACAGAGAGUGGCAGGCUGUAUCGCCCUCGGAGAAGACCCCCGAUCUGAAAAGGGCUUUAAGGACCCUGCUUAGUAAGAUGAAGGACUCCGAUUCGCCACGGCACUCCACUGCAUCCAACAGCUCCACCUUCAGCAGUCCUCCAAGCCCCUCCUCCCCGCACAAGACCAAGUCCCUCUCGCUGGAGAGCACAGACCGCGCAGGGUGGGAGACAUGAUGGACUCGCCGAUGAACCGAUCACAAACAUUCUCUAUGGGUCUUCCUGUCACAGUGCUCCUCCCCCUUCCAUACAAUUGCACAACAGUCCCCUCCCAUUUCAUUUGCAUAAAGGAUCACCACUGAGGACUAGACAAGGACCACACUACAAUGAGAACAUGUGUGGAUGUGUAUGACAGCGUGAUUAGGACUUUGAAAUGGAUACGACCCUGCAAAGCUGAACUGGACGCCAAAGGCUUCAUACCUCCCAAUGGAAGACACUACUGCUAACAGAAGUUAUGGAUUUUAUUGUGACAGUUGUUUGUAUAUAGACCGGGUCAGGGGUGAACUUUUAUUUAUUUAUCUAUCAUUCAGCCAUUUCAACGUGGAAAUACUAUCAAAUUCCUCAAUCCGUUCCUCAUGGACCUUAUAGAAAUUGUUUCAGUUAUACAGUCCUGGAAUAAUUUAUCUGGAAAAAUAGCAAUGAUGUAUAUUUUUUAUUUGCGUUUAAAAGUGAUGUGUGCAGUGAUUUGUUUGUUAUUUCAGCCAAAUAGAUGAGAGACAGCCGAACUCUGUGGGAUGUGCUAUCAAGCAACCUCAUCUGUUGCCUCUGUUCUAGAUUUGUAGGGAUUUAUAGAAGCUUUCAGUGAUUCUGGAAUCCGUCAUUAUUGCCAGUCUUCAUGUAAUCUAAACCUCCUGAAAACCAACAUGACCUGUGAAAACACAUCACAGUAAUGUACAUAGGUUAAAGUAUAGUAUAAUAUAUAAUAAGGAAAUAUUGUAGAGUGGAAAAUCUCAUUGCUUUUAUUUUUAAAGAAUUAUUUUAAUAUACGUAUAUUAUACAAUACCAUUUAAAAAAGAAUCUUCAGUUGUGUCAGUUCUUUUAGACUGUUUUACUUUGAUUUGAGACAAUACUGCCUUUUGUAAUUUCAUUUACGCUUUCUUUUAAUUUUUAAGAUAUUUGUGAGACCCAGGCCAAGCUGUUUCACAACAACUCUGCUUUAACCAUAAAAGCUGCAUCAUGUCA
This is a messenger RNA of Triplophysa dalaica, 7283 nucleotides long. It is a transcript of the gene cdc42bpab, whose product is annotated as CDC42 binding protein kinase alpha (DMPK-like) b. Gene Ontology annotation, biological process: peptidyl-threonine phosphorylation; actomyosin structure organization. Gene Ontology annotation, molecular function: ATP binding; protein serine/threonine kinase activity. Gene Ontology annotation, cellular component: actomyosin; cytoskeleton; cytoplasm. The transcript is spliced from 42 exons. Lineage: Eukaryota; Metazoa; Chordata; Actinopteri; Cypriniformes; Nemacheilidae. The record is from RefSeq and is a predicted model, not a curated record. Bases 831 to 6278 code for a protein of 1815 amino acids.